CCCUCUCGCGUCACAAUAUCCUUCGGUUUUACUCUUCCUCUCGACUUCUCGAAGAUUUCCACACAUAGAGUUAAAUUCAACGCUAAUUUAUUCUUUUAAAAACAUUCUUUAUUUAUACAAAAAAUCACUGUGUUAAAAAAAAACUAAUUAUUACAUUCGUGUUUUUUUGUAAGAUACUUAGAAAACUUAAAAAAAAGUUUUGUGUCUUUCCGUCUUUUCUAUUAUUUGUUGAGUUCUUCUUUCUCUUGACUGAACAUACGAGUGCGAAAAUAUCAGAUAGCGCAACGGAGUUCAACAUCGAUGUAUCGAUAUUAAAGACUCCCGGGGGCGAGGUUUUGAGACAAUAGUUUCUGAGUGAGGUUACAUGGACUCAUUGAAAUGUCGUGGCUCCUCAAACAACGAACUUACGAUUAGCUCAGGGAAGCAACAUCCGUGAGCAACGACAUCACAAUGCGCAUGUUGCUGCCACUGAGGUUGGUUUUCGUCGCAGCAGGUUUGCUGCUGGCAACUACCAAAGCAAAUGUUCAUUUGCAUCUACAUUCUGACACUGCCAAACAUUUUGCCAUUGGUGAACGUGAACAAGCAAUUGCUGGAAUGGAAGCUAGCCUUUUAUCUCUUCUUGGUUUUGCUAAGAGGCCAAAACCACAAGGUCCUGCUUAUGUUCCAGAGUCAUUAAAAAAACUUUUUAUCAAACAAAAUACAAUUGGUACAGCUGAUAUUGCAAAACCAGGAAUACAUACCAGAUCUGCUAAUACAGUGCGUUCCUUUUCUCAUGUUGAGAGUAAGGUGGAUCAUAAAUUUCAAUCUCCAAAUCGCUUUCGUCUUUCUUUUGACUUAAGUAGUAUUCCUUCAGGAGAAAAAUUACAAGCUGCAGAAUUGAGUCUUUCUCGCGUACCUAUUUUAAAUCAAGAUGAUUCCAAUCCAAAAUUGGGUAGAAUACUUAUAUAUGAUAUUUUACGUCCUGGUGCAAAAGGAUAUAGUUCUCCAUUAUUACGUUUAAUUGACAGUAAAUUAAUAAAUACUAGAAAAAAUGGCACAAUUAGCCUAGAUGUUCAUCCUGCUGUAGAAAGAUGGAUAAAGGAUCCUAAAAAUAAUCAUGGACUUUUGGUGCAUGUACGUGGAAUUAAACAAGAGCAUGUACGUUUGAAAAGAAACAUAAAUGAAAGAAAUGAUACAUGGGUUGUUAAUCGCCCAAUGUUAUUUACUUAUACAGAUGAUGGCAGAUAUAAAAUGUCUUCUGCAAGUCAAAUAAUGGAUCGCCGUGCUAGAAGAGCAGCACUUCGAAAAAAUCGUCGAAAAGAUGGACGUGAGAAUUGUAGGCGACAUCCGCUUUAUGUUGACUUUGCUGAUGUUGGUUGGAAUGAUUGGAUUGUUGCUCCCCCUGGUUAUGAUGCCUUUUAUUGUCAUGGUGAUUGUCCCUUUCCAUUAGCAGAUCAUUUAAAUUCUACCAAUCAUGCAAUUGUUCAAAACUUGGUUUAUUCAACAAAACCAAGCAUGGUGCCUAAAGCUUGCUGUGUACCUACUGCUCUUAGUUCGAUAUCCAUGCUUUAUCUCGAUGAAGAAAAUAAAGUAGUAUUGAAAAAUUAUCAGGACAUGUCUGUCCUUGGAUGUGGAUGUCGUUAACUAUUCAUUAAUUGGUUCAACAAAUUAUCCUAAUAGUGAAGAAUGCAUGUGCAAUAAAAAUGAAAAUAGAUAAAAAGAUAUUAAAAAAUAAGAAACAAAGAA
This is a messenger RNA of Apis mellifera (honey bee), 1725 nucleotides long. Its product is annotated as protein decapentaplegic. NCBI's taxonomy places the organism in Eukaryota, Metazoa, Arthropoda, Insecta, Hymenoptera, Apidae. The transcript is spliced from 4 exons. Gene Ontology annotation, molecular function: growth factor activity; cytokine activity. Bases 451 to 1623 code for a protein of 390 amino acids. Gene Ontology annotation, cellular component: extracellular region. The record is from RefSeq and is a predicted model, not a curated record. Gene Ontology annotation, biological process: SMAD protein signal transduction; BMP signaling pathway.